Messenger RNA from Pichia kudriavzevii, 762 nucleotides. RefSeq lists its product as uncharacterized. Gene Ontology annotation, biological process: L-cystine transport. The record is from RefSeq and is a predicted model, not a curated record. Gene Ontology annotation, molecular function: L-cystine transmembrane transporter activity. The transcript has a single exon. NCBI's taxonomy places the organism in Eukaryota, Fungi, Ascomycota, Pichiomycetes, Pichiales, Pichiaceae. Bases 1 to 762 code for a protein of 253 amino acids. Gene Ontology annotation, cellular component: vacuolar membrane; fungal-type vacuole.
AUGAGCUUAGCAUCGUUUUGCGGAUGGGCCUAUGCUAUUAUAUGGGGAGUUGCAUUCUAUCCAACUAUUUUUUUGAACUAUAAGUUGAAGACAUCUGAUUCCAUGUCUUGGGACUUCAUAAUCUUGAAUUUGGUGGGAUAUUCAUGUUACACAUUGUCGUUAUAUUUACAGCUUUACAACGAUACAGUGAGACUCCAGUAUAAGCAGUUGUUUGGGGGAAGACUUCCUUUGCUGUCGCUUGCCGAUAUUACAUACUCUGCACAUGGGUUGCUUCUAAUAUACAUUAUCCUUUCUCAAAUUAUUUUUGGAAACAGUCUUUGGAAGUUUAACAACCAGAGAAUUAGCUUUAGAUUGCAAAGAACCUCAAGAAUACUUUUGAUGGUGUUAUUUACGUACGUAUUCUUGUCCUUAUCAGCAGAUAAAAGCGGUCACGCAUUCCUGAACUUUACGAUUAACUUGGCGUACUGCAAAAUUAUUAUCAGUUUAGUGAAGUAUCUUCCGCAAGUUCAGCAUAACUAUAGGAGGAAAACCAUGUAUGGUAUCUCAAGGAUGCAAAUACAAUUAGACUUGUUGGGAGCUUUAUUUUGUAUUGCCGAAAUUUACUUAAAGAAUGAGUUACCUCUGAUGAAGGCAAUUGAGGCAAACAGAGGUAAACUCGGGAUCACAUUGGUAGCUAGCGUUUUUUCGACAAUAUUUUUGUAUCAAAUCCAUAUAUAUGGUACAUCACCUGAAGCUAAUAAUAAGGAGAAGUCGAUGGUUUGA